CCGAUCGCGACCCCCGCCGGGUGGCGGCCCUGCCGCCGCCGCCAUGCCCACCUCGGUGCUGUGGGCAGUGGACCUGUUUGGGAGGGUGUACACGCUGUCCACGGCCGGGCAGUACUGGGAGCUCUGUAAGGACGUCCAGCUGGAGUUCAAGCGGGUCAGCGCCACCACUCAGUGCUGCUGGGGCAUCGCCUGCGACAACCAGGUCUACGUGUAUGUGUGCGCCAGCGACGUCCCCAUCCGCCACCGCGAGGAGGCCUAUGAGAACCAGCGCUGGAACCCCGUGGGUGGCUUCUGUGAGAAGCUCCUGCCCAGUGACCGCUGGUCGUGGAGUGACGUGAGUGGGCUCCAGCACCGGCCGCUGGAUGGGGUGGCACUGCCCUCACCGCACUGGGAGUGGGAGUCAGACUGGUACGUGGAUGAGAAUUUUGGAGGGGAACCCACCGAGAAAGGGGGGUGGACAUAUGCCAUCGACUUUCCUGCUACCUACACGAGAGACCAGAAGUGGAAUUCUUGUGUGCGCCGGCGGCGGUGGAUCCGGUACAGGAGAUACAAGUCCCGAGACACCUGGGCCAAGAUCCCUUCAAAAGAUGACCCCAAGCAUCUGCCGGAUCCCUUCAAUGACCUCUCUGUGGGAGGGUGGGAGGUCACAGACGAGCCUGUGGGCCGCCUGUCCGUGUGGGCCGUGUCUCUGCAGGGAAAGGUGUGGUACAGAGAGGAUGUCAGCCACCCCAACCCUGAAGGCUCAUCGUGGUCCCUCGUGGACACCCCAGGGGAGGUGGUCCAGAUCAGCUGCGGGCCCCAUGACCUCCUGUGGGCCACACUCUGGGAGGGGCAGGCCUUGGUCCGUGAAGGAGUCAGCAGGAACAAUCCCAAAGGAAGUUCCUGGUCCACAGUGGAGCCCCCCACAUCUGAGAAUGGAAUCAUGCAUGUGUCUGCGGGAGUCGGCGUGGUCUGGGCUGUCACCAAGGACCGGAAAGUAUGGUUCCGAAGAGGUGUCAACUCGCACAAUCCCUGUGGCACCAGCUGGAUCGAGAUGGUCGGGGAAAUGAUGAUGGUGAACGUAGGGCUGAACGACCAGGUCUGGGGCAUCGGCUGCGAGGACCGGGCAGUGUACUUUCGUCAGGGCGUCACCCAGAGUGAGCUCAGUGGGAAGACCUGGAAAGCCAUCGUGGCCAGCAGAGAGUCUGACCGCUCGCACUCUGGCAGCUCCUGCAGUCUCCUCAGUGCCGGCUGCUUCUUUGGUGAUGAGGUGAGGGGCAGUGGCGAGUCCUGUGCACCAAGCGACACGGAUGCCUCCUCAGACGCCGAGAGACCCGGGCCUGACCCGAUUGUCCCCGCAGAGUCUUUGGACAGUGCCAGGCACCCCAGGGGCAGCACGGCCUCCUGCCCAGGCGGGACCACAGAGCAUGCUGCAGAGGUCACCACAGGGCCAGAGUCACACCCUGGCCCACCCUCCACGCCGGCCGAGCUGCCCUGGACCAAUAUCGAUCUGAAGGAGCCCAAGAAGGUGCCCAACCACUCGGCUGUCAGCUUCCCUGAGACCAGCAGCCUCUCCUCGGCAGGACUCCUCCCUCUGGGCUUGGAGGAGCCCUAUGGCGCCGACGACCACCCACUGUGGGCCUGGGUGUCAGGAGGGGGCUGUACUGUGGAGGCCCAUGCCGUGCUCAAGUGGUUCACCCUCCAGUCAGGCCUGUCCCCCUCGGUGCAGACACUGUCCCUGUCCAUCACGCCGGCCCAGACUGCUGCCUGGCGGAAGCAGAUCUUCCAGCAGCUCACGGAGAGGACCAAGCGGGAGCUGGAGAACUUCCGGCACUACGAGCAGGCCGUGGAGCAGUCGGUGUGGGUGAAGACAGGGACCCUGCAGUGGUGGUGCGACUGGAAGCCCCACAAGUGGGUGGACGUCCGUGUGGCCCUGGAGCAGUACACGGGGCAGGACGGGGCUCGGGACAGCAUCCUCUUCAUCUACUACAUGGUGCACGAGGAGAAGAAGUACAUUCACGUGUUCCUCAAUGAGGUGACUGUGCUGGUCCCCGUGCUCAACGAGUCCAAGCACUCCUUUGCUCUGUACACCCCCGAGAGGACUCGGCAGAGGUGGCCCGUGCGCCUGGCCGCCCACACUGAGCAGGACAUGAACGACUGGCUGGCCCUGCUCAACCUGGCCUGCUGUGAGAGCCGUAGGGUCCACGGCCGCCCCUCCCCACAGGCCAUCUGGUCCAUCACCUGCAAGGGGGACAUCUUCGUGAGCGAGCCCAGCCCGGACCUGGAGCUCCCCGAGCACCCGCUGCCCUGUGACCAGAUGUUCUGGCGGCAGAUGGGAGGCCACCUGAGGGUGGUAGAGGCCAAUGGCCGGGGCGUGGUGUGGGGCAUCGGCUAUGACCGCACAGCCUGGGUGUACACAGGUGGCUACGGAGGAGGCUGCUUCCAAGGCCUGGCCAGCAGCACCAGCAACAUCUACACACAGUCGGACGUGAAGAGCGUCUACAUCUAUGAGAACCAGCGCUGGAAUCCGGUCACAGGCUACACCAGCAGGGGUCUGCCCACCGACCGCUACAUGUGGAGCGAUGCCUCAGGGCUGCAGGAGUGCACCAAAGCCAGCACAAAGCCUCCAUCCCUGCAGUGGGCCUGGAUUUCUGACUGGUCCGUAGACUUCAGCGUUCCUGGGGGCACUGACCAGGAGGGGUGGCAGUACGCCAGCGACUUCCCCGCCUCAUACCACGGGUACAAAACCAUGAAGGAUUUUGUCAGGAGAAGAUGCUGGGCCAGAAAAUGCAAGCUGGUGACCAGCGGACCCUGGCUGGAGGUUGCCCCUGUUGCCCUCGGGGAUGUGUCCAUCAUCCCAGAGAGCCUAGGCGCCCACAGGAAUGGGCAUAGCAUUGCCCUCUGGGCCAUCAGUGACAAGGGAGAUGUGCUGUGCCGUCUGGGGGUGUCCCAGCUGAACCCUGCAGGCUCCUCCUGGCUGCACGUGGGCACUGACCAGCCCUUCACCUCCAUCUGCAUUGGGGCUUGCUACCAGGUGUGGGCCAUAGCGAGAGAUGGCUCCGCUUUCUACCGGGGCUCCGUGUCCCCCUCCCAGCCCGCCGGCGACUGCUGGUACCACAUCCCAUCUCCCCCAAAACAGAAGCUAAAGCAGGUGUCUGUGGGGCAGACGUCCGUGUACGCCUUGGAUGAAAAUGGGAACCUGUGGUACCGCCAGGGGGUCACGCCCAGCUACCCGCAGGGCUCCAGCUGGGAGCACGUGUCCAACAACGUGCGCCACGUAUCCGUGGGGCCCCUGGACCAGGUCUGGGUCAUCGCUAACAAAGUCCAGGGCAGCCACAGCCUGAGCCGGGGAACCGUGUGCCAUCGCACAGGCGUGCAGCCCCACGAGCCCAAGGGGCAGGCCUGGGACUACGGCAUUGGGGGAGGCUGGGAUCACAUCUCCGUCAGGGCCAAUGCCACCAGAGCCCCCAGGGGUGCAUUCCAGGAGACAGCCGGAGAGCAGAGUGGGGAGCAGAACCUCCCCAGUGGACCAGCAAAGGUGGCCGGUGCCCCGCAGGAGACCCUAGAUCCCGUCCGCUGCUGAGGCCACCUCCUGUCACCUGGAAGCAGGUGUGGCCGGAGUGAAGGACCAAGUGUGAAGGGUCACGUAGCGAGCCCCCCUCCGCAGAUACGCGCCUCCUGGGAGAGGCGGCUGGACCGAGACUCAGGCAGGAACCUGGCCAGAGGCCGCGCACCUCAGGGGCACUGGUUGGAACAGCCCAGAAAUGUGAAGCUCUGUGGACUUCGAGGAGGUCCGCGACGGCGUGGGGGGGGCCCCUUCACCCCAGCCUUGCCCUUCCCUCUCUGCCUCCCGCCUUUCCAGGACGGGGACCCGGGUACUGGAACCUCCCAGGAAUGGCGCCCCCAGGGGAACAGCACCCAAGAGGCAGCUCCCCGAUCCCCGGGUGUCUCCAGACAGCUCCCCAGGAGGAAGGAGCCGCAGGGCCCGGGUCCACUCUGACCUUGGAUGGUUUCUCAGAGGACUUGCCGCCGGGGCUUAUUUUCAGCCGUGCAGGAAGGAGCUGGCAGCUUAGAAAUAGGUACCGCGGGGGGCGGGCAGUUUCUUCCCGCAGCGGCCGAGCCCCCGGGGGUCAGCAGAGGGCCCAGGCGGGCAGUGCCGCCCAAGCGCCGUCGCUGCCCUCUCGUCGGCCCUCGCCCGGUGCGUUCCUCGUGGUCUUCGUGCAGGAGGCGCGGCGGGGUGGGGGCCCGCGGAGCCCUGUCGGGUCAGACCCUGGGGUGAAACCCCUGCCCGGCACAGCGCGUCCCGCACCGCCAACUCCCUCCUGCGGCCUCUCUGGCGGGUGGCCCUCCUGGCCGAAGUCCGCGGUUUGCUUGCUGCAGCCAGCCGCUCUGCCCGGCGGCCCCGCGCCCGGGCCUCGCUGGCUCUCUGAGACUCGGCCAGCUUUCCUGCCCCCCAUCCGGGUGCGGGUAGGGCGUCUGCAGCUCCACUCUGGGCGUUUGUCGCCCCGAAGCUGACCCUACGGUGGGCUCCUUGGGGGGUCCCCUCCCAAAGGGCAUGGAGGGAGCGUUUUCCGGAGCGGGAACCAGGAGGCAUGUGGUCUGCAGAGCCCAGACGAGCCCCGGGGAGGCCGUGAGCUGGCACUCCGUGUUCACAUCUCAGCAGGUCCCCGAACGGGCCUGGGGUGUCCCAGGGCGGGGUGGGGGGUGCCUUGUGGCUCCACUGACUUGCCGUCUGUGGCUGGCUCACCCCGCCUUUCUCAGGGCCACCCUGCCCUCUCGCCGCUGAGCACCCACUGUUUAUUUGCUCAGCAUCACCCGACCGUCUCAAUCUGUCAGAUGCUUUACUCAAUAAACGUUGACGCGGGAGUGUGGCGGCGGGACACCUGUUAUUGCUACAUGGCGAUUAGAUGCGCACUUCCCCGGGCGCUCGGGCAUGGGGCAAAAGUAGCAAUUCCAGUGGAAUCUUUUAUUUUUAUUUUAUGACAGCAUCAGUUUCAUUAGUACUUUGAAGGGGCCAUUAGGAGACAUACAAGCCAAUUUGGGCCACUUAAGGAACAUUUUCACCGCAAUUACGGCUGGAGCACUGGCCGUGCAGUUCCAGGGC
This is a messenger RNA of Talpa occidentalis (Iberian mole), 5083 nucleotides long. It is a transcript of the gene TECPR1, whose product is annotated as tectonin beta-propeller repeat containing 1. The record is from RefSeq and is a predicted model, not a curated record. Gene Ontology annotation, cellular component: membrane. NCBI's taxonomy places the organism in Eukaryota, Metazoa, Chordata, Mammalia, Eulipotyphla, Talpidae. Bases 44 to 3562 code for a protein of 1172 amino acids. The transcript has 25 exons.